AUGAACCGAUCAGCUGAGCCCGCUCUUCGGUCGCUGCUGCCGACACAUAAUGGCCCGUUCCCGCCCCAGCUGACGGACCUCGCCGGCUCGCUGCUCGCGCAGUCGCGGCAUCGCGCCAGCACGCUCAAGGCCGACGAGGAGAUUGCGCGGUCCUACGCGUGCGCGCACAUUGCAUGCGAUCGCCUCAAGACGAGCCUCAACUUGCCUCCGAUCGAGCCGCGUCCCCCCAUUCAGCCGCGGCUCUACAAGCGCUUAUAUACACACCUCAACACGAUCCUGGCGCCGGCUCCGGGUGCGCGCGCGGCGGCGUCGAGUACACGAAUCGAUCCGGGCCACAGUCUACGGUCGCCAGCACCGAGCGGGGCGAAUACACCUAGGCGGGUCGCGUCGACUGCCACAAAUCAGGUCAACACGCCUUCAAAGUCUGCGGCGGGACAGGCGAUGCCACGAGAGAGCGUACGGCCUGCUGCAGCCGCGUCCCAGUUUCCGCCGUGGGUGCGGCCGACCGUGCGCUACAUCUGCCACGAGCUGGGCCACCCGCAGCUGGCACCGACCAUCGCUGCCGGCUUGGCUGCCAUUCACCGGGACGUGGCCAUUGAAGCCAAAGAGAAGCAGAACCGGCCACGGAGGGGCCUUGAAGGUGACGACGAAGGAGAAGAAGACGACGACGACGACGACGAAGAAGACAUGACAGAGUGGCUCGAAGACAGCCUGACGGCUCUUGUGGCGGCACUCUACCUCUACUGCAUGACCUCGUGGCGCGAGCACACAGGCACACAGCCCGGCGGCGCCGGUCGUAGUGGCCUGGAGGAGCGGCAGUUCCAGCUCGACGAAAAGGCGAUCCUGGGCGCGUUUGACAAGGUGCGCGGCGUGGUGGGCACGCGGGACGACAGCGCCUGGGAAGGCUGGCAGGACCUGCAGAAACGCACGUUCCGCGACGCGCUGGUCGUUGUGUCCAAGCACCAGUGGCUGCAGAGCGACUGGUACCAGGACAUUGCUAACCUGCACGUGGCUACCAGCGGCGGGGAUGGCGAUGCCGAGGGCGACGGGGCCGUCGGCGAUGAGGAGGGCAGAGACGGUGAGGUUGACGAUGGAGACUACGGUGGCGUCAGCAUUCCGACCAAGGUGUGGCGGGCCGACAGCAUGUUCCAGACGCGGUAUGAUUUCCUGAGCGAGGCCAAGCAGCAGGAAUAUGAGGCAUGGCGGAAGGGCAUGCUGGAGGAGAUAUCUGGUUUGCAACAGGCACAACACCAGCCGCAACCGAUGGAGGUGGACUCAUAG
Messenger RNA from Sporothrix schenckii 1099-18, 1281 nucleotides. Its product is annotated as origin recognition complex subunit 6. Gene Ontology annotation, molecular function: DNA binding. Bases 1 to 1281 code for a protein of 426 amino acids. Lineage: Eukaryota; Fungi; Ascomycota; Sordariomycetes; Ophiostomatales; Ophiostomataceae. Gene Ontology annotation, biological process: DNA replication. The transcript is spliced from 2 exons. Gene Ontology annotation, cellular component: nuclear origin of replication recognition complex. The record is from RefSeq and is a predicted model, not a curated record.